Eurytemora carolleeae is the source of this 1726-nucleotide messenger RNA. Its product is annotated as zinc finger Y-chromosomal protein. Gene Ontology annotation, cellular component: nucleus. The transcript has 2 exons. Bases 164 to 1609 code for a protein of 481 amino acids. The record is from RefSeq and is a predicted model, not a curated record. Lineage: Eukaryota; Metazoa; Arthropoda; Copepoda; Calanoida; Temoridae. Gene Ontology annotation, biological process: regulation of gene expression.
CAAACAAACAAACAGACAAACAAACAGACAAGCCAAAUUUAUAUAUAGAUUUUGCUAGCAGUCAAAUCUCUUUAAUUGGAAUAAUUGAUUUAAUGCUUUGAAAGCUUAUAUUAUAAAUUACCCAAUUUUUAAUUAUCUAAAUCAUCAAUCUAUUCCAGAUGAAAUGGCGGAGAUGAUAAAAGAAGAAACUUUUUACAUGAAGGAAGAACUUCAUCCUACUUCUACUGAUGAGAACACAUGUACUGUAUAUGUACAGAAAGAAGUUGUGAAGAAGAAUGAGUUUAAGAUUAAAGAAGAAAUAUCUCCUAUCACUGUAAGUGUACAGGAUACGUGUUCUGUAUAUAUAAAGGAAGAGGAUGUCAAGAUGGAAAAUAUUGGAGAUCAAGAAAUUGUGAAACAAGAGGAUCCUCUGCUGUCUGUGUCAAGGGGAACAAAAAGUUUACAAGAUGAAAAGUGCUUUUCCUGUGUUAAAUGUGAAUAUUCUUCAAAAUAUUUAAUUCUUCUGAGAACACACAUGAAAAGUAAACAUAGAAUAGUUCUCAAUGAAAAGGAUCCUCUGCUGGUUGGAUCAAAGAUAACCAAGAAGAGGAAACUAGAAGAAGUGAGAUAUCCAUGUGAUAAAUGUGAGUACAAUGCAACUGAAGAAAAUGAUCUUAAGAGACAUUUUGAGAGUAAACAUGAAGGGGCGAGUUAUCCAUGUGUUAAAUGUGAGUAUUAUGCAACCAGCCAACGUUAUCUCAGAGAACAUAUCAAGAAUAAACAUGAAGGAGUGAAAUAUCCAUGCGAUAAAUGUGAAUUCUCUUCAACUACUGUAAGGGGUCUUAUAGGACAUAUCGCUAGUAUACAUGAAGUAGUGAAAUAUCUGUGUGAUAAAUGUGAGUUUUCUGCAACCAGCUAUAGUUAUCUCAAAAUACAUAUUGAGAAUAAACAUGAAGGAGUGAGUUAUCCAUGUGAUAAGUGUGAGUUUUCUACACCCAGGCUUAGUAACCUCAGAGUGCAUAUUAAGAAUAAGCACGAAGGAGUAAGUUAUCCAUGUAAUAAAUGUGAGUAUUAUGCAACCAGCCAACGUUAUCUCAGAGAACAUAUCAAGAAUAAACAUGAAGGAGUGAAAUAUCCAUGCGAUAAAUGUGAAUUCUCUUCAACUACUGUAAGGGGUCUUAUAGGACAUAUCGCUAGUAUACAUGAAGUAGUGAAAUAUCUGUGUGAUAAAUGUGAGUUUUCUGCAACCAGCUAUAGUUAUCUCAAAAUACAUAUUGAGAAUAAACAUGAAGGAGUGAGUUAUCCAUGUGAUAAGUGUGAGUUUUCUACACCCAGGCUUAGUAACCUCAGAGUGCAUAUUAAGAAUAAGCACGAAGGAGUAAGUUAUCCAUGUGAUAAAUGUGAGUAUUAUGCAACCAGCCUUAGUUAUCUCAGAGAACAUAUCAAAUAUAAACAUGAAGAAGUGAAAUAUCCAUGCGAUAAAUGUGAAUUCUCUUCAACCACUGUAAGGGGUGUUAAAAGACAUAUCGCAAAUAUACAUGAAGAAAAUAAAAGAUAUCCAUGUAAUAAAUGUGAAUAUGCUACCACUACAGCACACCAGCUAAGAAAACACAUAUGUAAGAAACAUUAAUGAAGAAUAUAUAUUCGCGGCCUCAUGCUCUUCACAGAUAUUAGUUAAUGUUUAUAUUAAGAUGAAGAAGGAAGUACCCUCUCCUCAUGUUCUCGUUUUAUAAAUAACUAUUCCAGA